GUAACGACUGGAAAUCUCCCAACCUACGCUCGGGUAUUUUCGUAAUCAGAAUUUUAAACGAUACUUAAUAUUUCCGGAGAUCGACGGAAAUACUGUGCAGUGGAAGAGUUUCAAUAAUAUGUGCAACCUUGACCUUUAUCAAGGACACUGGUUUGCGGAUUUCUGGUCCUAGAUGUUUUGAUGUAUAUGCAAUUGUCAUCAGUUGGUGUUUCGUGAAAACUGUGCUAGAAGAAAAUGUCAUCGGGCGCUUACGUUCACUCGGACGCGGACAAGCGGAAACAAAUCAGUAUCCGUGGGAUUGCACCCGUGGAAAAUGUGGCGAACGUAAAGAAGACUUUCAACCGUCACCUGCACUACACGCUGGUGAAAGAUAGGAAUGUGGCCACCCCGCGGGACUACUACUAUGCACUGGCACACACUGUCCGAGACCACCUGACCGGGCGAUGGAUUCGAACACAGCAGCAUUACUAUGAAAAGGAUCCAAAGCGUGUGUACUACCUCUCCCUGGAGUUCUACAUGGGUCGCACCCUGUCCAACACGAUGGUCAACCUCGGCAUCCAGAGCUCAUGUGACGAGGCCAUGUACCAGCUGGGCCUGGACAUUGAAGAGUUGGAGGAGAUUGAGGACGACGCCGGCCUUGGAAACGGGGGUCUGGGUCGCCUGGCAGCCUGCUUCCUCGACUCCAUGGCAACCCUUGGCCUCGCCGCAUAUGGGUACGGCAUACGCUACGACUAUGGCAUCUUUGCUCAGAAGAUUGAGAACGGUUGGCAGAUUGAGGAGCCAGAUGAGUGGCUCAGAUACGGUAACCCGUGGGAGAAAGCAAGACCUGAGUACGUACUGCCAGUCAACUUCUUCGGACGCGUAGAGGAAAAGGACGGCAAGAAAAAAUGGGUGGACACACAGGUGGUGUUUGCAAUGCCGUACGACAGUCCAAUCCCUGGAUACGGCAACAACACUGUGAACACCAUGAGACUGUGGUCGGCCAAGGCUCCAAACAGCUUCAACCUUCGCUUCUUCAACAGCGGUGAAUACAUCAAUGCAGUGUGUGACAGAAACCUUGCAGAGAACAUUUCUCGUGUCCUGUACCCCAAUGAUAAUUUCUUUGAGGGUAAGGAGCUCCGUCUGAAGCAGGAGUACUUCCUGGUGGCAGCCACCCUGCAGGACAUCAUACGCAGGUUCAAGUCGUCACGCUUUGGUUGCCGCGACCCUGUACGCAGCUCGUUUGACGCUUUCCCUGGCAAAGUAGCUAUCCAGCUGAACGAUACCCACCCUGCCAUGGCAAUCCCAGAGCUGAUGCGUAUCUUCGUGGAUAUUGAGGAUCUGCCAUGGGAGAAGGCGUGGCAGAUCACUGUGGCUACCUGCGCAUACACGAACCACACAGUGCUGCCAGAGGCCCUGGAGCGCUGGCCGGUCUUCCUCCUGGAGAGCCUGCUGCCGAGGCACCUACAGAUCAUUUACUACAUCAACCACCUCUUCCUUGAGGAAGUGAGGAAGCAUUUCCCAGGCGAUCUUGGUCGCCUUCAACGAAUGUCAAUUGUUGAAGAACAUGGAGAGAAGAAGAUCAACAUGGCCCAUCUGGCCAUUGUCGGGUCACAUGCCAUCAACGGAGUGGCUGCCAUCCACUCGGAGAUCAUCAAGAACAACACUUUCCGGGAUUUCUAUGAGAUGUUCCCAGAUCGAUUCCAGAACAAGACAAACGGUAUAACUCCUCGUCGCUGGCUGCUGUUGUGUAACCCAAGCCUGUCAGACGUCAUUGCUGAGAAAAUCGGUGAGGAGUGGGUGACUGACCUGUACAAGCUAACAGAUCUGAAGCAGUAUGACACCAACGAGGCAUUCCUUCGAACUCUUACCAAGGUCAAACAGGAGAACAAGAUGAAGCUAGCAGAGUACAUUAAGACAGCGUACAACAUAGAGGUCAACAUCUCGUCCAUGUUUGACAUUCAGGUGAAGAGGAUCCAUGAGUACAAGCGUCAGCUCAUGAACUGUAUGCACAUCAUACACCUCUACAACCGCAUCAAGAGUGACCCCAACAGACCUGUUGUCCCUCGCACUGUCAUGAUUGGUGGGAAGGCGGCUCCAGGCUACCACAUGGCCAAGCUGAUCAUCAAGCUGAUCAACACGGUGGCUGACGUGGUCAACAACGACCCCAUCGUCGGUGACAAGCUGAAGGUCGUGUACCUGGAGAACUACCGUGUGUCCCUCGCAGAGAAGAUCAUGCCAGCCGCAGACCUCAGUGAGCAGAUCUCUACAGCCGGAACAGAGGCGUCAGGGACAGGCAACAUGAAGUUCAUGCUGAACGGCGCCCUCACUAUCGGGACACUGGACGGGGCCAAUGUGGAGAUGAUGGAGGAGAUGGGAGCUGAGAACAUCUUCAUCUUCGGCAUGACUGUGGAAGAGGUGGAGGCACUCAAUAAGAAGGGAUACAAGCCCGAGGACUACUACAGGAAUAACGCCACUAUCCGCAACAUCAUGGAUCAGAUUAAUAACGGAUACUUUAACCCAGACCAGCCUGCGCUCUUCAGGGAUAUAUUCAACUCUCUAGUACAUCAUGACAGGUUCAUGCUGUUUGCAGACUUUGAUGCCUAUGUUAAGUGCCAGGAUAGAGUCAGUGAAGUGUUCAAGGACCAGCUAAAAUGGUCCAAGAUGUGUCUCCACAACAUAGCUUCGUCUGGCAAGUUUUCCAGCGACCGCACUAUAUCUGAGUACGCCCGGGACAUAUGGGGCACUGAACCCACGGAGUUCAAGCUGCCAGCACCACACGAGAGCCCACUCCAAUACGAUGAUAGCAACAACGCACCGGCCAAAAAAUGAGUGCUACAUUAUAUAGGUUAUAGGAAUUAGUUAGUAACCAAAAUUUAUAAACAAGUGAACACAAUUACUGUACAAGUAUUUGAGUAUUUUAUGAAAGUCAACAUAACAUUAUGUGUGUUAUUUGUGCGAUUUAAAAACAACACAAAAAAGAACAUUUGAGGAUUAAUAAGUAUGUUUAAAGUCAACAUAAAAUGUGUGCGAUUAAAAACACAACACUACAAGAACAUUGUUGAUGAAGAUUUAUGUUGACUGUUGCGUGUGUUUGAACAUUUAUCAAAAUAAAUCACUGUUUGAUUUAUGCUUUGUUUAGAGAAAUCUGUUUUGUUGGAAUAACUUAGAUUGAUAUUUACAUUCUUCAAAAGAAAAUGUGACAUUUUAUCUCAAAUUUCUCUGUUGUAACAAGAUAAGCUUCAUAUGAAAACUUGCAUUACUAAUGAUGUUAAGACAAAAUAAUUAUAAACAAAAAAUACAUGACAGAUGGUCACUUUCAUCAAUAUAUUUUAUGUAUACAAGUCCAUAAAUUUGGGGCUGCUUUCUGAAAACAUCACUAGUAUGAAAUUUGAAACAAACUAUGUCACUUGUCUUUAUUUUGUUAAAACAGAUUCAUGAAAGGAAAAAAAAGAGUAAAUAUUGGUGCUUGUGCAUGCUUUUUAAAAAAUAGUAAGAACAUUUACUUCUUCUAUAAACUGUAUUAGAGUCAAUGGUCUAUUUAUCGUCAAUCAGUUAAUGUUAGUAUGUAUGUAUCAUGUAUCCAAUGGUAUAUUCUAGUAUUGUUUGUACAAUAGUGUGCACUCAGGCAUUUGUAGUUUUAUUGGAACACAUGAGUGACAUUACCGGUAACUGUGAUAUGUCAGUGUGUUUAUCAAUGCAACCCUUCACUACAAGGGGCAAGUAUCUGUUUCAUGAAAGGAAGAUCUGUAUCAAGCAUUUAGCCGCGCUCUGAGAAAACAUGGCUUAAUUGAUGUGCUUAAAUGUGAUCCCAGAUUAGCCUGCUCAGUCUGCACAGGGUAACCAGGGACGACACUUUUUACUUUUAUGGAAUUUUUUGUUUUAAUAAGAUCUCCUCUAAACAAAAAUCCAGUUACGGUGAAGUGUUAUCCCUGAUUAGCUUGUGUGAACUGCACAGUCAAAUCUUGGAUGACACUUAAAACACAUGCAUUAAGCCCAGUUUUCUCAGAAUGAGGCUUCAUGACUGCUUUGUUGUUUUUAUUAUUUACUUUAAUGUUUUUGUUUGAUCUUUUUGGGCAUUUGAUGUUGACUACUCUUUGAUUUAUCUUGAAACAAACGUCAAUGGUCACUGAGUCUAGUCAGACCUAUUAUCAGCCUAUAUCUAAAAUGUCUAUUUUUCCCCUUUAUUAACUAGUUUUUCCUGGGUAAUUUGUUUUUUAACCCUCAGCUCUUUCUCAACACUCACUUGAUUUUGUCUCAGCGCAGUAUAUUCCAUGUUCUUAUGGUGCCUCUUUAAAUAUACAAACAUCUCAAAGCUGCAAUCAUGAUAUGCCCUAUUGGACACAUUUGUGAGAUAAAUUAUUGUUCAAGAUACCGGUACCAUAAGAUUUUAUUGGCCAGUUUCAAUAAAGGCAGACUCUUUAAUGUUUCAUUUGUUAUCUCAAAUCCACAUGAAACUAUGCAAUCACUUACAAUAAAAAAUCAGUGUUAAUGUAUUUGGAUUCCACAAACAUAAAAUUUACUGUGCUUAGUAUUUUAUUGCACUCAUGAAUUGUGGUAUGAUAGCAGUUGCGUGCAAAUGUUUCAAUGAAUUAAAAUUAUACAUGUCUGAUGAAGCAAAUAUCUAUGUUAUAUUUGAAUACCGCAUUUGUACAACCAAAGAUAAAUGUGCUGAUAUGCGCUAAUAAACAUUUACACUUAUCUUUUUCAGAAAUGUAACUGUUUGUUAAGUGUAUAAUUUAUGUAACUUUUUGAUAAGUAUUUAAUUUAUAUACUAAGAAACAUCAAGACCGUCAAAGGUAAUGAUGUUCCAUUCUUUUGUUGAUUUCUUUUUUGUUAGCAUUUAUUUUCUAUGCUUUACUUUUAUUUUCAUCUUCCAUAGUUUUUUUAUGUUUAUGUAUAUUCCUAAACUAUUUGUUUACAUUUCCAACAAAAGAACACACUUAUUUUCAUGGUUGUUUUAAUGGUUAACAUAUUGACUAGUUCAAACCAAAGUUUCAAAAGAACACAACACAAACUAAAAUCUGUAUGACUUUCUUUAUCAAGAUAAGAUUGCAAUUAAUUUUAUGUAUUUUUGUAAACAUUCUUUAACUUUACUUAGCCCCAAGACAUGGGAUUGUUGUUAAAAUAUUAAUAAUAAAAUUUGAACUCUU
Molecule: messenger RNA, 5132 nt
Organism: Dreissena polymorpha
Lineage: Eukaryota; Metazoa; Mollusca; Bivalvia; Myida; Dreissenidae
Product: glycogen phosphorylase, muscle form-like
Exons: 19
Coding region: 235-2811 (858 amino acids)
Biological process (GO): glycogen catabolic process
Cellular component (GO): cytoplasm
Molecular function (GO): glycogen phosphorylase activity; pyridoxal phosphate binding
Source: RefSeq, a predicted model, not a curated record